AAAGCACCCUCCCAGUGGUCAAAUAGGGUUCUCCGAUUGGCUGUUCUUGACCUACGACUCAAAAUAAUCUGAUCAGCUGAUCUGACUGCUAGCAACACAACAGAGGAAAACAGAGGGCAGCAAUCAAGAGACUAAUGUUACUGAUUAAACCUCAGGUUUUACUGCAAAUACGUCUUUCAGUGCCAAAGCUUAUGUGUCUGGUGGUACAGUGAACAUCUGAGAAAGAAGGCGGAAACGUUUAACGUCUCUGUGGUGAAUCGAAGCCAGCGGAAUGUUAUAGCAGCGGGAUAGCCAAGUCAUCGGUAUCAAAAAAGGAGAGUUAGCCUAGCUUGCUAUUUGAUUUUUUUUACUAGCCAUCAUAGCCGAUUGACCUCUUAACUUGAGAAAAUUACUGUGCCUGUGGUUUUGUAAAGACAGAACACAAGUAAACAGGAUGCUAGCGCUGGCUAACUCUAUCUGACAUUUCCUUAGCCUGUUGUUAUUUGGGUAAUUUGACCUGUUACACUGGAUAGCAAUUGGACUGUUUUGAAUGCAAAAUUGUUAUGUCAUUGUAUCGUCAUGUUAUUUUAAGCAUCCAGUUGAAAUUUCUUCAUUUGCUGCCCAUUUUGUUCGUCUGUGUCAAUCGUUUGGUUCCAUAUUUCUGUUGUUUGACGAGGCUUUUAAAUAAUCCUGUUAGCAGCGUUAGCAGCAGCGCUAUUCACAUAUCUUGUUGGUAUAAUGUUUCAGAAAUAACUGUUUACUGUUAAGGCAGCUAUCCCUUAUUCCACGGCGCCAGCCAAGUUAUUUUACAAGCUUGAUGCAUCUGUGUGGGGUUUGAGUUUUGUGCAACUUCGGCUGUUCCCUAAUUUAACGUUUUGUUUUGUAAGCUAUCAACGUUAAUCGAUAGCAGUUAUUUGCACUCAGAUUCUACACAGGCAGCUGUUACAUUGUUUGUGUGUUUUCAGUGGUAUUACGUCACAUACAAUCACCUGAGUGUAUAAUAUAUUGCAUUUAAAAUACAUUGAUCAUAUUGAUAUUUAGCUAUAAUUUAAAACGCCAUAAUUUUGGCGUUCAGAACCCACUCUGCAUAGAUUGUGUUUGGGUUGCACUGGCAAAUGCUGAUCAGAGAGCAAAGGCUGUCUAAGUAACCGGUCAUAACACAGCUGUUAUCAUCAAUAACAUCAUCACAGACAUAUCAAGCGUCACAGACUUGUCUGAGUUCAGCAUCAGCUGUUUACCAGUUGUACCAGUUUUAGUGUCCCUGUCAGUCAAGCCCAGACACGCCCAGAGGAAGUAGCUUGAGAUACAAUGAGCAGUCAUGGUCCCUCACUGGAAAAAGGAGUCAACACCAGUCUAGCGUGCCAGGAGAGCUAUGUGUGUGAUGGCUCAGAGGAGGCUGUGUUCGAGUGCACGGAGUGUGCUAGUGUCCAGUGCUCGCUCUGUGAGCUAGAGGUCCAUCAGCAGGAGGGCCUCCAAGACCACCAGCGGGCUCCCAUCGGACCCGGGCACGUACCCCUCUGCAACGGCUGCAAGGGGGGCAAGGGCUCGGGCAAUGGCAACGGGAAGCGCAACCUGUCCGUCGUCCGCUGCCAGACCUGCAAGAUCAACCUGUGCCAGGACUGCCAAAAACGUACCCACAAUGGAGGGGGCAAGAAGAAGCACCCGCUCACUCACUACCCACCACCCGGGAGUGCCCAGACGGGGGCCCAGACUAAUGCCAGUGGUGGGCAGGACCAGGCCAAAGCCCAGCAGGCCAAGCUCCUGGAGAGGGUCGCCAGCUUCCUGUUGGUGGACGAGAACGAGGAGAUGCAGAUCAAGAACGACGAAGAGUUUGUGAAGAGGCUGGACUGCCACCCGGACGAGCUCCUCAAAGUGGUGUCCAUCUUCGGGAACAUUGGUGAGGGAAAGUCCCACACGCUGAACCACACCUUCUUCCAAGGCAGGGAGGUGUUCAAGACAUCCCCUACGCAGGAGUCCUGCACCGUGGGGGUGUGGGUAGCCUUUGACCCCUGCCACCGCGUGGUCGUGAUUGACACGGAGGGUCUCCAGAGCAACAGUGCCAACCAGGGCCAGCGCACGCGGCUCCUGCUCAAAGUCCUGGCCAUCUCCGACCUCAUCAUCUACCGCACCCACGCCGACCGUCUCCACGACGACCUCUUCCGUUUCCUUGGCGACGCCUCAGAGGCCUACCUGAAGUACUUCACCAAGGAGCUGAAGGCCACAGCGUCGCGCUUCGGACUGGACGUGCCACUGUCCACCCUCGGACCCUCCGCCAUCAUCUUCCACGAGACGGUCCACACCUCUCUGCUGGGAUCAGAGAGGCCAUCGGAGCAGGUGGAGCGGCUGCUUCAGGAGCGGUUCCGUAAGCUGGGCCGGUUUCCCGAGGCCUUCAGCUCUGUGCGCUACUGCGGAACCCACACCAGCACCCCACCCACCAACUUCAAGGGCCUGCGGAACCUUCUAGAGAGCCAGCUGGAGAACCACACCACGCGUUCCCCACGCUCACCGCUGGUCAUAUUCAAAGCCCUACAGGCCCUGAGUGAGCGCUUCAGUGGUGAGAUCUCGGAUGAGAUCAUCUCUCACAGCUGUUUCUUCCCUGAUGAGUACUUCACCUGCUCCAGCCUUUGUCUCAGCUGUGGUUCGAGCUGUAAGAACAGCACAAACCACCUGAGAGAGGACGUCCCCCAUGAGGCCAAGCAGCGAUGCCGAUACUCCGCUCACUAUGACAACAGAGUCUUCACCUGCAAGGCCUGCUAUGAGGGAGGGAAGGAGGUGAUCGUUGUGCCAAAGACUUCUGCGUCCUCCGACUCUCCAUGGCUCGGACUUGCCCGAUAUGCCUGGUCAGGGUAUGUGAUUGAGUGUCCUAAUUGUGGGGUAAUCUACCGCAGUAGACAGUUUUGGUAUGGCAACCAGGACCCUGUCAACACGGUGGUCCGCACCGAGAUCCAGCACAUCUGGCCUGGGUGUGACAGCCUGCUGAAGGACAACAGUAACGCAGCGCAGCGGCUGCUGGAUGGGGUCAACCUCAUGGCCCAGUCCGUGUCCGAGCUCAGCGUCAAACCGGCCAAGGCUGUCACCUCCUGGCUUACAGAUCAGAUCGCGCCAGCCUACUGGAAACCCAACGCCCUCAUCCUGACAUGUUAUAAGUGCAGGGUGGUGUUUGAGGAGAAUGACUCGAAGCACCACUGCAGCAGCGAUCUUGGAGAGGGUUCUGUGACCAGUGUUAAAUGGCGCCCUCGUCCAGUACCAGAGAGGCUGGGGGCCCUCCGGGUCAGUGUGUGUGGCAUGUGCUCUGAGCAGAAGGACACACACACAGAACUAGUGGUGGUGGAGCAUGAGGAGGAGGAUGGCGGCACCCUGGCCAGGAAGGUGGGAGAAGCGGUGUCCAACACAUUAGGAGCUGUCGUCACUGCCAUUGACAUCCCACUAGGGCUGGUAAAGGAUGCCGCGCGUCCAGCCUACUGGGUGCCCGACCAGGAUAUCCACUCCUGCCACAGCUGCCAACGCCACUUCACUGCCAAGCUGUCCAAGCACCACUGCCGGGCAUGCGGCCAGGGCGUGUGCUCCGAGUGCUCGCCCGCCAGGCGCUCCGUGCCCUCUCGCGGCUGGGACCACCCUGUCCGGGUCUGCACCCCCUGCAAUCAGAGGCCCGGCGACCUCUGACCCUUGACCCCUGUGAUCCUCUAGCGUUUGACCUUAAGCAGGGCUGGACCUACUCUAGAACUUAGUAUGUUAGCUCCCCCACCCCUCAACUCUAUCAUUACGCCAAAUCCCUCUGCCACUCUCCCCCUAACAAACAUUUUUAGCUGUUGUGUGAGUGUGUGUGUGUGUGAGUGUGUGUGUGUGUGUGUGUGUGUGUGUGUGUGUGUAAUGCGUAUACAAAAUGGUGUGUGUGUGUGUGUGUGUGCAGCACAACAGACAAAAGAAACAACAACUGACAUCAGCCUUGCACCUAAACCUUUGGAGAUCACUUGACGUUUGGUGCUUAGUUGAGUAAUAUGGUGUACUGUAACUGGUCAUCAGCUGAGGAGAGACCAGGAGUUCACACUAACCCCUCAAAUCCCCCCCCCCCCCCAAAUCCAUCUUGUGCAUCCUCCCUCACUGCAUCCCCAAUCUUUCCUCCAUUAGGUGAUUGCCUUGAGUGUACAACUGUUUAGUCUUUUUAUCUCUGAUUUUAUCAUGGAAAGUCACACGUUACACUGUGGAAUGGUCUGAUGUGACCUGCUAAUCCACUUAUCAAACUUGGAUGAUUCAGGGAUCAUUUCUCGUUUGUUUGUUUGUUUGUUUAUUUUUCAAUGAUCAUUUUAUCUUGCAAAAAGGUAAAGCAUAAGCGUACCAUAGAGGAGAAGUGUUCAUGCUCAUAGCAUGCCAGAUAGUAUCUAUUCUGUUAUUACAACAGGAAGUAACAGCUGUUACAAGUCAGUGGCAGAUAUUGACAGAUUUGCUCAGCCACCUAGAUAUUCAUUGGACUGGAGCAUGUGUGGUUCAUCAUUAAAUAUAGUCAUAUCUGGUUGUGUUUAUAGCAUUUAAAUGCUAAUGUAUGUUUAUUACGUUAUGUUUUCAUCAUUAUUGUAAUCCUUCUAUUAGGCUUUGUUUUUGUUUUAGUUCACAUUUUGUCCCAGAAAAGGGAAAUAACGACACACCUGCCCAAGAGCUGAUUCGUCAGUGGUAGAUUGCUAUUGAAGAGUGAAUCAUUAGCUGUCUUGUGAGAGCACCGAUCGAUAGUCUGUGCGUUUUGACGUGGAGAUGGUGUAUAUGUUUGUAGAUGAUGCUGUAUUCUGUAAAAGUAGCCACUUGAGUUGCCUGAAACGGUGUCUCCCCUUCCGCCUCCAGCUCCGUCCCGUUGAGUUGCGGCACCAUUUACGUCCGGGCUUCGUUUUAGAAAUACUUCUUAAUGAAAACAAAACAAAACAAAACAAACUAAAAUAACUAUUGACUAUUCAUUCAAGAACAGCUAUUCACCAAUUCAAUACCUCAACUUAAGUCAGAAUAGGGGACGAUUGAGCAGGCUCUUAUUGUGAAUAGACUUAUUGAUAUCUCUGUUCUGAGCGUUUGCAGUCCUGCUUGCUGGACAUGGACAGCAGUCACCUGCGGGUGUGAGAUGGAUUGACCAAAGGUUUAAUCAUCUGCUCGUCUGAUUGGGUUGGUAUCCAUGGAGCGCCAGUCAAGAUUUCAGUUAAAAAUGACAUUUAUUUUUGUAUCAGUAAGCUUUUAAAGGAUUGAGUCUAUUUACAACAUGGGUACCAACCCCUAGAUUGUCACUAGAUCUGUACAGGAAGACUGAAAUUAUUUGAAAUUUCCUCAUAGUCAGUAGUGUAUGUGCAUUUAUAGGUUAUGUAACUUUAGUGUAGUCAGAAACGAUAUUGUCUAAAGGCACUCCCCGUCCUACCACACUACCACACACACACACACACACACACACAUUCAAAGCACACAGAUAUCUGUUGCCUUUAGCCAGUGAAUGAAAACAACUGUUUGCCUUGAAUGUACAGAAUAUCUUGUCCAUAUAUUCAGUUUGACGCGUUUCCUUUGUUUUGCACCAGCCGCUCAGUUUUUUUGCAAUGCCUUGGCCCGCGCUGUUCUUUUCAUGAGGGGCAUCCACCCCCACGUAGCUGCCGCAAAAGGAGCAGUCUGGGCCAGAGUACAGCCGGAUCUGGGCCAGAACACAGCUGACUCUGGGCCAGAACACAGCCGGAUCUGAGCCAGAACACAGCUGGACCUGGGUCGGGUCUGCUCCGGAGCUCUCUGCUGUCUGGGGUUUAAUCCCCUGGAUCAGUUGCACUAGGAUGCAUGGAACACAAGAACACAAGAAUUGUUUGUGUGUGUGUAGGGGGGUGGGGGGGUUGAUGGUCUGAUUUACUGUAGUGCUAAUGUUACCACUUGUCUGCCAUGAUCAUUUCGCAUUUGCACUGAUUAUUCAACCACGUCCCUUUGAGUGUUUGUGGUACUUCUCCAUCAAAAGUAUCACAAGGACAGAGUAUUUGAUGGAGAUGCGUUGAUGGUGAUGGUUCUAGUGCCAUAAAAAAGUAUUUUCAAACGGUUGUUGUGGUGUGUGCUGCAUAUCUUUUCUCUGUGUGACCCCCCCUGACCUUUGACCCUUGCCAUGCCAUCACGUUUGUACUUACCUCACCAUACACACAAGAACAGAUAUGAGGAUCGCAGCUGAGGAUGAUGCUCCUCUGAGCACUUUGUGGUGAGAUCUACAGUCUGUCAGCACUCAUACACGGUGUCCACCUACCAUCUGACAUUGCUGUCCCAGUAUGCAUCUCUUCCUGGGACAGACUCCACCCCUGAGAUCCGGGAUCCGUUCCCAUGGCAACUUCUCUCUGAGUGACGACUACAGAGUUCCAUGCCACAGCUACAGUUACUAUGCACUGACCCAAGAUGAAGAGAUGUGUGUCUGUAAAACUUAAAACGUGUGUUGUCUGUGUCAUCAUAUGCAGAUUAAAGGGGAAGAAAUGUAA
This is a messenger RNA of Alosa alosa (allis shad), 6443 nucleotides long. RefSeq names its product zinc finger, FYVE domain containing 1 (gene zfyve1). Gene Ontology annotation, molecular function: GTPase activity; GTP binding; zinc ion binding. The record is from RefSeq and is a predicted model, not a curated record. Lineage: Eukaryota; Metazoa; Chordata; Actinopteri; Clupeiformes; Clupeidae.